Messenger RNA from Phyllotreta striolata, 1080 nucleotides. The record is from the annotation of a GenBank genome assembly. Lineage: Eukaryota; Metazoa; Arthropoda; Insecta; Coleoptera; Chrysomelidae.
AUGUCGCGAACGGCCUUAAAGUCCUCGAAAUUGUUGAAUUUCGCCAACAUCUACCAAAGCCUGUCGAAGCGCUACGCCUCGAAGCUAGUCUACAAGGAAUACGGGGACCCAGUGAAAGUCAUCCUCAAGGAGGAGGACCCCGAACUGUCGCCCGGGCCCAAAGAGGUGCUCGUCAGGAUGCUGGCGGCCCCCGUCAACCCCGCGGACAUCAACACGAUACAGGGAAAGUACCCUUCGAAGCCCCCUUUACCGGCCAUACCCGGCAACGAAGGGGUCGGAGUGGUGGAAAAAGCGGGCCCGGAAGUCAGUACGAUCGCCGAAGGCGACCGAGUAGUACCGCUUACUGCUAACCUAGGCACGUGGCGAACGCACCUGGUACUACCCACGAGUAAUGUCUUGAAAGUACCGAAAACCCUAGGAUUAGUCGAGGCUAGUACUCUUACGGUGAACCCUUGUACGGCUUACAGGAUGCUGAGGGACUUCGCCCCUUUGAAACCCGGUGAUACGGUUAUACAAAAUGGCGCUAACUCGGCCUGCGGGCAGAACGUGAUACAAAUUUGCAGAUCGUGGGGCAUCAGGACUGUGAACGUAGUACGAAACAGGCCCGAAAUCGACCAACUUAAAGCCUAUCUAACGGAUUUAGGGGCCACUUACGUUCUCACCGAAGAAGAAAUACGAAGUACCAAAAUAUUCCAAACGGAGAAACUAGACAAACCGAAGUUGGCCCUGAACUGCGUAGGAGGCAAAAGCGCCUUAGAAAUAAUGAGAUAUUUGCAAAAUGGUAGUCCGAUUGUGACGUACGGUGGCAUGUCUCGGGAACCCCUCACGGUACCCACUUCCGCAUUGAUUUUCAAAGACAUACAGGCCGUAGGUUUCUGGAUGACUCGAUGGUCGAAGGAAAACAGCGACUCCGUCGAGCGAUUGGAAAUGUUCGAGGAAUUGAUCUCGAUGAUGACCAACAACGAUCUGAAAGGUCCCGCUUACGAAAUGGUGAAAUUCGACAAUUACUCGGAAGCCCUCAUGAAUACCAUGACGGUUAAAGGGAUGAUCGGGAAAAAGUUUAUUUUAGAUUUCAGUUAA